AUGUCGAGUGGGGGCGGUCAGGGAGCAAUACCAGUCCCCGGACCAAUCGUAGCACAGUCUUUAGAUGCUUGGCCGCAAAAUAUGGCAGAUAUUGGAGGAUUAAACGGAUCGGUGUCAAAGUACGCGCGAAUGGAUGAAAUGGGAGUAAGAAUUGGUGAAAGUGAAGAUCCUGGAUCGGACAGUAAAGAGCGAUUCGCGCGUGAAAAUCACAGUGAAAUUGAGCGACGGAGGAGGAAUAAAAUGACGCAGUAUAUCAAUGAACUUGCGGAAAUGGUACCUCAGUGCGCUGCUCUUGGUCGCAAACCAGAUAAGCUAACUAUUUUGCGCAUGGCUGUCUCUCACAUGAAGACGAUUCGUGGUGGCGCACAAAGUGAAGCUUCGUAUAAGCCAUCUUUUUUGACAGAUCAAGAGUUGAAACAUUUGAUUUUAGAAGCGGCCAAUGGCUUCUUGUUUGUUGUUUGUUGUGAUACUGGAAGAAUUCUUUACGUAGCCGAUUCAGUUGUCCCUGUUCUGAAUAUGCACCAGGAUGACUGGAUACAUCAUGUCAUCUAUGAUCUGAUACAUCCUGACGACAUGGAAAAAGUAAGGGAUCAGCUAUGCGGAAGUGAAGCAAGUUUGAAUCGAGUAUUGGAUUUGAAAACUGGCACUGUUAAAAAAGAGCAGGGUUCCAUUCGUGUUCAUAUGAGUUGCCGUCGUGGUUUCAUCUGUAGAAUGAGACUGGGACCGUUGGAACCUCUUCAUCGUCUCUGUAAUCGACGGCCUAUCUUUACACAUAACGGACACAAUUAUGUGGUAGUUCAUUGUACCGGUUAUAUCAAAAAUUCGCCACCGAGCGGUCUUGGACUUCAUUCACCACCAUCGAGCUGUCUUGUUGCUAUUGCACGAUUGCAAGUUGCCAGUAUGCCGAUCAGCAAUGAACAAAAUUCCAUUUCACAGUUUUCAGUAAGACUCGCAGAAGAUGGAAAAAUAACAUUUGUGGAACAGAGAGCGGCAAUUCUGUUAUCUAUACCGUCGGAACAGAUAUUAGGACGUUACUGGUGGCAAAUUGUACACCCUGCAGAUGAACAAAUUGUGCACGAUGCGUUCAUGCAUAUUAUCCAAGACCAAGGUACACAAAUAUCAGUUCGAUUAAGAACACAAACAGAUUUCGUCCCAUGCGCAGUCACUGCUCACAGAUUUUUAAAUCCAUAUUCGGAACAGUUCGAAUAUGUGAUUGCUACGCAUGUAAUAGUUAUGAAUGAAAAUGAAAGUUGGCAAACCAGUUCUCAGAUGUUUCCAACAGUACCAUCUGAAUUCGAUCUAUCGUCAGGUAAUGAGUGGUCGUCCACUACCAGUUUUGGGUCUGAUAGUGUUGCACCCGGUAGCAGAAGACAUAUGUGGAAUACAGAUCAAUGGGGACAGUAUGGUCAACGAGGUUUGAAGAAAGCUAUUGGCAAUGACUUGAUGCAACGGUGUCAGUUUCCCAAGGCAGAAUCACUCUAA
Molecule: messenger RNA, 1482 nt
Organism: Brugia pahangi
Lineage: Eukaryota; Metazoa; Nematoda; Chromadorea; Rhabditida; Onchocercidae
Source: the annotation of a GenBank genome assembly